Molecule: messenger RNA, 834 nt
Organism: Cryptococcus wingfieldii CBS 7118
Lineage: Eukaryota; Fungi; Basidiomycota; Tremellomycetes; Tremellales; Cryptococcaceae
Product: ubiquinol-cytochrome c reductase, iron-sulfur subunit
Exons: 5
Coding region: 1-834 (277 amino acids)
Biological process (GO): mitochondrial electron transport, ubiquinol to cytochrome c
Cellular component (GO): membrane
Molecular function (GO): 2 iron, 2 sulfur cluster binding; quinol-cytochrome-c reductase activity
Source: RefSeq, a predicted model, not a curated record
AUGGCAGCCCACAUCGGCAGGAUCAACCUCCUCCCCACCGCCAGGUCCCUCCCCACCGGCGUCCCCCUCGCCCGCUCCAUCGCCCUCAACGUCGCAGCCCCCGCCGAUCCCCACCACGCCCACGCAGCCGGCCCUAGGCCCGACGUCCCCGCCGCCUGGGCCUUCAAGUCUGGCGCCCGAGGCCACCUCGGCAGGACCAACGCCCUCCCCACAACAUCCUCUUUCCAACAACGAUUCAUCUCCACCACCCGCUCCGUCCCUGCUGCCGCCGGCGCCUCCUCUGCUACCGGUGUCCCCGAUUUCAGCGAAUACCGUGCCAAGAACCCCAACACCACCAGGAAUGUCUCCUACUUUAUGGUCGGUGCCCUCGGUGCUUUGUCUGCCUCUGGUGCCAAGAGCACUGUUGUGGAUGUUCUGAGUAACAUGGCGGCUUCUGCGGAUGUGUUGGCUUUGGCCAAGAUCGAGGUUGAGAUGGGUUCUAUUCCUGAAGGCAAGAACCUCAUCGUCAAGUGGCGAGGAAAGCCAGUUUUCAUCCGACACCGAACUCCUGACGAGAUCGAAGAGGCCAACGGUAUCGACGUCAAGACUUUGCGUGAUCCCGAGACCGAUGAGCAGAGGACGCAACGACAGGAAUGGCUUGUCAUGCUUGGUGUCUGCACACAUUUGGGUUGUGUCCCUAUUGGUGAGGCUGGUGACUACGGAGGAUGGUUCUGCCCUUGUCACGGUUCCCACUACGACAUUUCCGGCCGAAUUCGACGAGGUCCUGCUCCUCUCAACCUCGAAAUCCCCGAGUACUCUUUCAACGACGACGACGAGAAGAUCCUCAUUGGUUAA